AAAUGGUGUGGGAGAUCACCAAUAGAUGAGGCAGCGCUCUUUCGCGUGUCAUGUUUUUGAAGAGCCACGCGUUUCACUCUAGGUUCCCCACUCGGCACGCACCAAUGCAGAUACGGACGGGAUCGGACGCUGCUGGCGCCUGAACGUGUAUCAUCUUCAUUGCGCUCUCGGUGCUUUUCUCCAGCUCGCCGGUAUCAUGCAGUCUUUAAUAUCCCCAGUCACCAAAGCAAUACUGGUUGCACUGUUUAUUUUUGCGAUCCUUCUCAUUUUGUACGUGAUAUUAUGGUAUAUAUGUCGAGAUGUGGAUUGUGAUCACGGAAUUUGAUUGACAUUAUUGGAUGCGUCUUUAAGGACAUGCACCGGGUGUCCCAGCAUCUGCACUGUUCAACAAGGGAGCAAAGGUUGACUCUGUGGUUAAUCCCCGUUGUAAAUCGGAGUCCAGACUCAAUUGGGUGUCUACAUUGCUUGUCGCACACAGCGGAACUAUCGUAAGAACAGAUGAUCCGAUCCUGCUGUACUUCAGCACGGAGCGUAAAUAUUGAGACACUCCCUGUCAUCUUCAAUCAUGUGGUGGUUUUUGCCUUGUGUCUUCGGCUUCAUCAGACUCUACUUAGACGGCGUCAAAGUUCUCCUAUACCAGCUUUUCAACAAAUCGUUCAAACUGCCAGAUUUGCCCAAGCAGAAUGGAAAGGUUGCCAUAGUUACAGGGGGAGCCAGAGGAAUGGGAUAUGAGAUUUCCAGACAUCUGGUCAGCCUGGACAUGCAUGUGAUCAUUGCUGGGAACGAUGAAGAGGAGGGUCUGGCAGCAGUGAAGAAGAUUCAGGAGUUGAAUCAGGGAAAAGUGCAGUUCAUGUACCUGGAUUUGGCCUCUUUGACAUCUGUGCGGCAGUUUGUCCAGAGAUAUAAAUCCACAGGUUUGCCACUACACGUCCUUGUCAAUAAUGCUGGUGUAAUGCUUGUUCCGGAGAGGAGAACAGAGGAUGGAUUUGAGCUACACUUUGGGCUAAACUACCUGGGCCAUUUCCUGUUGGUCAACCUGUUGCUAGAUGUCCUGAGGAAGUCAGGCAAACCUGGGAAAUGUUCCCGAAUAGUUAUUAUGUCUUCAGCUACCCAUUAUGGAGGAAGAUUAACUCUGGAUGACUUGCAGGGAAGGAUGUGUUAUAGUGCACAUGGUGCAUAUGCCCAGAGUAAACUGGCCCUGCUGCUGUUCUCCUACCACCUGCAGGACCAGUUGCUGGUCAAAGGAGACCCUGUAACGGUUAAUGCAGUGGACCCAGGCAUGGUGAACACAGCCCUGUAUGACAAUCUGUGUGGCCCGGCCCAGCUAGCCAAGAAGCCUUUCGCUAAACUGCUCUUUAGGACGCCUGCAGAAGGAGCAUCCACAGCUAUCUACGCUGCAGCUGCCUCUGAGCUCGAGGGGAUCGGAGGACUGUAUCUGUACAACGGUCGUAAGACGGAGUCUUCAGCGCUCUCCUAUGAUGAACGGCUGCAAACCAAGUUGUGGAAAGAAAGCUGUGCUCUAGUGGGUCUCCAAAAGGACUGAGAUAACAUCAGCAAUGAGCUCCUGAUCACAGAGACCUUGGCUCUUCAUAAAAUGUCCACCUGAAAAAAAUUCAACCUCUUGCCUUAAGUUAGUUUAGUAUCCCUAUUUUCCAAUUUCCCAUUCUCUGAAACCGUCCCUCGUUCUUUAAACCAUCUCGUUACCAUUUCGUGUUCACACAAGCCAUCCUUUAAGGUCUUGAAGACUUUACCUCAACAAUACAUGACCAAUACUACCAAGUGCACUGUUUUCCAACAUAAAACCUCUCUCUUCCUCCACUCCUCACUUGGGACCUUUCUAAAGACUUCAGUUUUCCUGAACUAAGCAAAUAAAACAAUGAUUUUGACUAAUAAUCUACUAUGUUGUGCUCGGCUAAGCCUUUUUGAGUGCUUAAUGAAUCAGGACCAUCACAAUGGCUGUUCCACUGAUUUUCCUUUGGAAUCCAUCAGCAGACUAAAGACAAUCGAAGGAUAACAUAAUUACAUGUGAAAUCUCAAGCUCUCUAAACUGGGCAAAUACCAGCCUACUGUAUCUCUGUUUAUUCUCUUCAUCACCACACUGGGAUUUUAUGUCUUUCUUUGUUAGUAUAGUUGUAUACAUUGGGUUAUUCCAUCCAUCAGUCAGUGUCAUUCCUCCCUCUGCCUACCACAACUAAUUCUCUAAACGCAAACUAUAGAAAGGGGAGGGGGGCGGGGGUAAGGCCUUCAUUUUUCAUUCCUCCACUGUGCAGUUUACAAUGCUGUGUUUCAAAUCUCCCACAAAAGAGACGGAUGCCCUCAUGUCAGGUGCCUCACCUUCAUCAACCUUGUUUUUCCCCAAGGGAAAUAUUUCCCCCCAACUGUUCUGUUCGUGACUGUGACGUGCUUAGAAUUUGUGAUUCCAAUGUGUAAUUAUGUGGUAGUGGUGUUUUUGAUGUUUAUUUUUUUGUUUUUGUUUUUCCUGAGCUUCUGAGCAGACAUUGAAACAUAAACAUUUAAAAUAUGUGCACUUUUUUUUAGAUGUUGAGUCUUAACUUUUAAAUAUAUUCCAGCUAUUAUUAUUAUUAUUUAAUAUAUAUUUAUCCAAGGUCAGUGUUCAAUUGCAAAACAACUGAUUGAGUCUUGAAAUCAUGGACAUUUUUCCGAUAGGAAAUGUUGCUUCAUAAAUGAAGAGCUCUUUUCCAAAACACGAUAAACGCCAUUUUUUUUAAAAACGAGUUUGUCGUGUCAUUCUGCUG
Pimephales promelas (fathead minnow) is the source of this 2756-nucleotide messenger RNA. RefSeq names its product dehydrogenase/reductase X-linked (gene dhrsx). The record is from RefSeq and is a predicted model, not a curated record. Lineage: Eukaryota; Metazoa; Chordata; Actinopteri; Cypriniformes; Leuciscidae. Gene Ontology annotation, molecular function: oxidoreductase activity.